Messenger RNA from Triplophysa rosa, 1338 nucleotides. RefSeq names its product tyrosine aminotransferase (gene tat). The transcript has 11 exons. The record is from RefSeq and is a predicted model, not a curated record. Gene Ontology annotation, molecular function: L-tyrosine:2-oxoglutarate transaminase activity; pyridoxal phosphate binding. Lineage: Eukaryota; Metazoa; Chordata; Actinopteri; Cypriniformes; Nemacheilidae. Bases 1 to 1338 code for a protein of 445 amino acids. Gene Ontology annotation, biological process: aromatic amino acid metabolic process; biosynthetic process.
AUGAAUGGAAAGUCGAUGAACGGAAAUGCUGUGCAUCACGUCAGUGUGAAGACUCAUGUCAACCCAGACAAAAUGAAGAGCAACAAGCCCAGGUGGACCGUCAGAGCCUCAGAAAUGUCCAAAAACACACUCAAUCCCAUCCGAGCUAUAGUGGAUGGGAUGAAACUGACUCCCAACCCUGAGAAACCCAUGAUCGCCUUGUCCAUUGGUGACCCCACUGUGUUUGGGAACUUGCCAACAGAUGACACUGUUCUGCAAGCAAUGAAGGAGGCCAUUGACUCAUACAAAUACAAUGGCUACGCUCCCUCAGUAGGUUACCAGAAAAGUAGAGAAGCUGUUGCAAAUUUCUAUAGUCGAGCAGAAGCUCCACUGGAAUCCAAGGAUGUGAUCUUGGCCAGUGGUUGCAGUCAGGCUAUUGAAUUGGCUAUCAGCGUGUUGUGUAACCCAGGGGACAAUAUCUUAGUCCCGUGUCCUGGAUUCUCUCUUUACAAGACUCUAGCAGUGUCUAUGGGCAUCCAGGUCAAGCUCUACAAUCUUCUGCCAGAGAAAUCCUGGGAGAUUGAUCUUCAGCAUCUGGAGAGUCUAAUAGAUGAGAAAACCGCCUGCGUGAUCGUCAACAACCCAUCCAAUCCAUGCGGUUCUGUGUUCACCAAGGAUCACCUUCAAAAGAUCAUUUCCGUUGCUUCAAGAAACUGUGUCCCUAUCCUUGCUGAUGAGAUCUAUGGCGACAUGGUAUUCCCUGGACGUGACUUUUAUCCUAUGGCACAUCUCAGUAGUGACGUGCCCAUCCUGUCCUGUGGUGGUCUGGCCAAGCGCUGGCUGGUUCCAGGCUGGAGGAUGGGCUGGAUCCUAAUCUAUGAUUCUAACAACAUCUUUGGAAAUGAAAUACGAGAGGGUCUUGUAAAACUGAGUCAGCGCAUUUUGGGACCUUGCACUGUUGUCCAGGGCGCAUUAGAGAGCAUUUUAAACAACACACCCAUGGAAUUCUACCAAAGCACUGUCAGUUUCCUCAAGUCAAACUCAGAGAUAUGUUUCUCAGAGUUAUCAACUGUCCCCGGCCUGAACCCAGUGAUGCCAUCUGGAGCCAUGUACAUUAUGGUGGGAAUCGAGAUGGAACAAUUCCCAGAAUUCCAGAAUGAUGUCGAGUUCACUGAACGACUGGUCACAGAGCAAUCUGUGUUCUGUUUACCCGCUACGGCAUUUGAGUAUCCCAACUUUUUCCGAAUCGUGGUAACAGUUCCCGAGGAGAUGAUGGUGGAGGCAUGCGUUCGAAUUAGAGAAUUCUGCGCACGUCAUUACCGACCUCACAGUCAAGACAGCAAUGAUCUAGACCAAUAA